Messenger RNA from Callorhinchus milii (elephant shark), 4700 nucleotides. RefSeq lists its product as uncharacterized. The record is from RefSeq and is a predicted model, not a curated record. Bases 91 to 4191 code for a protein of 1366 amino acids. Gene Ontology annotation, molecular function: protein binding. Lineage: Eukaryota; Metazoa; Chordata; Chondrichthyes; Chimaeriformes; Callorhinchidae. The transcript has 24 exons.
GAGAAUGAGGAGGAACUAGAAAGAAAGAAACAGGAAAAUUUAGAGAAACUACUUUUCCUGAAAAAGAUACUAUUAAGGAAGUACACAUCAAUGCCAAACCUUGUUUCAAAUAAGCCAACCCCCUUUGACUGGCCAUCUGGAAAGAUUAACGCAAAGAAAACAACCUCUGGAAUUCAAAUGUCCCCACAGAUCACACAAUUGAAACCCCUAGAGAAGAUAACAAAAGUUUCCAAACUGUUACAACAAGCUGAAACAUCACAAAUUAGCAUUGAAUUGAAACACGAGGAUCACAUCCCAACAACUGCUGAAACAUUAGAACAAGGAGCUGGAACACAACACACAAUGACUGAAUUCACACCCGUCGAUGACUUCCCAUGUGCUGAUCCUUAUAUCCGCAAGUGUAAAUCUUUACCAAACCUCCAUUUUCUUAGUUAUGAUACACUGAAGGUAGAUGAAAAUUUUCAAUCGAUCAUGAAAGAGAUAGAAGUGCAGAGACAGCAUCUGAUACUGACUUCAGUUUAUUCAGCUAGGGGUUAUCCAAGUGUCAAGAGAUCUCUAUCAGAACAGAAAGUGCAGGUUUCUGAGAAUCUAGAUUCAGCUCCAACAAACCAACUAAUUAUUGAAGCAACAAAAAUUGAAGCUCAAGAAACUGAAGCCAAGAGUCCAUUGCCACCAACAUUUGCCAAAAAGACAAGUGGUCAAAAACAUGCCAGUUUUCAGAAGAGAAAAAAAAGUCUGCGAAAAAAAUCAUUGGGUGCAUCAAAGCUUGCUUUUGUUCAAGCAAAAAUGAACUUACCACCAAGAAUUCUUACCAGACAUGAGUCCCUCCCAAUAUUACCUAGACCAAUUGAGCCAAGAUUGAGGGUCCCUAAAUGGAUGCGACACCAACGAAGUUCUAGCCUGCCUUUUACACUUGGGUUUGAAGCAUUUGUAAAGGCUGAAGGAGGGAUUGGUCAGAAUGUAGUUGAAAGAGAGUGGGUUAGAGCUAUCUGGGACAAGUGGUUUGAUGAAGUUUUCCCUGCUACUGAAGGCCCCAGUGACUUAACUGAUGAUAAAAAAGUUGAGUCUCAAGCAACUAAGGAAAAAGAGCUAAUGGCUAAUCGUGAAAGCAUGUUGAAGGAGAUAGAACUACAGAAUUUGGUUUCAUUAAGGGAACGAGCAAAACUGGGAGUUCAAGCUGCUGAAACUUGGCAUCCUUUGUUAAAUGUUGAUUUGGGGGUCACCGAGAAUGACCUACAGUUUGAAACCAACAAACUAACACAGAUCAUUGAAAAGCCAAAUGCAGGUACAGCAUUUGAUUACUGCAGACGAGGAGCUUUAUAUAGAAAAUUAGGAGAACUAAAGCUAGCCAUGGAUGAUUUAAACAAAGCAAUUGAAAUGGAACCAAAGCUGCUUGAUGCUUAUUGGCACAGACAUCUGAUUUUUGUUCUGCAACUUAAAGUACCAAAUGCAUUGGAGGAUCUGAAUUAUGUGCUUAAAAAUAAUAAAAUCCAUGCAGAUGCUUACAGAUCAAAAGCAGAAAUAUAUAGAAGUAGAGGAGAGAUUACAAUGGCAAUUAUAAAUUACACCCAGGCACUGAAGUGUAAGCCUGAUGAUGAAACCUACUUCCGAAGAGGUGAGAUGCACGAACAUAGAAAUGAAGUGAGGCUGGCCAUGGAGGAUUAUAGUUUGGCUAUUUCCAUGAAUCCAAAAAGGUUGGAUGCUUUGAUGAAACGUGCUAAGUAUUAUUUUAACAUUUCCAACUGGAAUGUAGCAAUUCAGGAUUAUACAUCAAUAAUACAGUAUGACCCCACCUUUGCCAAGGCAAGGAAUUUACGUGGGCAGGCGUAUGCCAAGCAAGGACUGUACCAAAAGGCAAUAUUAGAUCUAUCAGCAGCCAUUCAUUUGGAUCCUAAUGACUGGGAGGCUUUUUACCACAGAGGCUGCCUGCUACGAAAGGUUGAACCACAUAAAGCUAUACAGGACUUCAGUGUUUCAGUGCUUAUUAACAACGAAAUUGAGAAUUUGGAUACCUUUCUUUUCCGGGGAAUUCUGUACACCCAACUCAACCUCUGGCCAGAAGCAAUAUUUGACUUUGAAACUGUGCUCAGGCUUGACAGCGCUAUUAGUGUAGCUCAUGUAAAUUUGGGGCUUAUUUUCCUUUUAAAAAUGAAUCAGUAUUUUGAAGCAAUUCGAAGAUUCACAAAUGCCAUAAAGGUUGAUCCAACUUAUGCAAGAGCAUAUGUGUGUCGGGCAGAAGCACAUCAUAAGAUCCAUGAUUUGAGAAAUUCGUUGAGGGAUCUAACCAAUGCCAUUCACCUCCAACCUGAUGUACAGUACUUCUACUUGUUGAGGGGACAGUAUCUGUAUGAAAUGAAACGCUAUGAGCUUGCUAGGUUUUGCAUCGUCCAUGCUGCUGAAAUAAAUCAAGCUCUGGGCUCAUCGCGUGUUCAGCAGGCUGCAAUACAGACUUUUUUAAAACAUUAUGACAGAGCGAUAGACUGCUUGGCUGCAGUUGAUCCUUCUCCAGUCUUGUGUAUUUUGCUUGGAAAAACACAAAUGAAAGCCAAAAAAUUUGAGGAUGCACUGGUGACCUUUAAAAAAGGGUUGCAGCUUUUACCUCCACAGUCUAAACCUUUGGACACGUUAACAGAAACUGCAGAAAUACACUACCUCAUGGGACUUGCCUACAGUCAAAAUGGUAAUUUGAUUGAGGCAUUCGAAUCAUUUAACAAGGCACUGAAGCUAUUCCCAUUGUAUGCUUUAGCAUAUUACCAACGAGGACUGUGCAGAAUGGGACUUCAGGAGACAAAUUAUAUCCAAGACUUUCAUAGAGCACUUGAUAUCAAUCCAAAUCUGUUUGAGGUCUUCAUAAGUCGAGCUAUUUUCUAUGGACUGCAAGGCCGCUAUUUUAAGGCUCUUCUGAGCUGCAACAAAGCACUAAUGAUUCAGCCCAAGAGUGUGAGAGUCUUUAUUUAUAGAGGAACAUUGAAAUUCUUCAUUAAGGCAUAUAAAACAGCAAUUGCCGACUUGAAUUCAGCAAUAGCCAUUGACAAUGUCUGCAGCCUGGCAUUCUUUAACAGAGCUGUCUGUUAUCACCAGAUAAACGAAUAUGAUAAGGCUUUGAAAGACUACGGGAUAGUGAUGCUUCUUGGUGGGCUAAAGGAAGUUGAUUUUAAGCUACUAAUUAACCGUGGUUUGCUGUAUUUUAAGAUGGAAGAUUACUACAGUGCAAUACAGGAUUUUAAAGCAGCAAGCGUAUUGCAGCCUACAAAUGACAAGAUCUGUCAUGCAUUGGGAUUCUGCAAACAUAAAAUUGGGCAGUUGACCAAAGCUGUGAACGUUUUCACAAAAGCAGUAAAACUGAACCCAUUUUUUGUGGAUGCAUACUUCGGACGUGGAAACGUCUACAUGGAUUAUCGUACUGCAGCUGGAACAAAGGAGGCACAAAAAGAUUUCCUUCGAGCGCUUCAUUUGGACCCACUGUGUGAGAAAGCCAGAAUCAGUCUGGCAUACAACUUUCAGGUAUUGGGGAGGUAUCAGAAAGCGUGGAAUCAUUUUACAAUUGCAAUUGAUAAUAACCCCAACUUUCAAGACGCGUAUGAAGGGCGGGCAGUGAUCAAUCUUCAAAUGAAUGACACCUUUGCAGCAUUUCAGGAUAUCAAUGCUGCAUUAAAGAUCAGUAAGUCUGCAAAGCUGUUAACGAACCGUGGUGUGAUUAACCAGUUCAUGGGACAUCUACCUAGUGCAAUGGCUGACUAUAAAAUGGCUAUCACUCUUGAUCCCAAAUUUUCUCUUGCAUAUUUUAAUGCAGCCAACCUUUACUUCCAUAACAAGCAAUUUAAACAGGCCGAUGAUUACUACACCAAGGCAAUUGAUCUGGAUCCGGGAGAUGAAUCUGCAGUAUUGAAUCGAGCCAUAUCUCGUGUACUACUUCAGAAUGUCCAAGGUGCACUGGAAGAUUUUGAACAAGCAAUUGCACUGAGCCCUUUUACAGCUCAUAUAUAUUUCAACAGAGCAAACCUCUACUUCACUCUAAAGCAGUACAGUGAUGCUGAGAGGGAUUUUUCCAGAGCAUUGGAGCUGAAGCCAGAUGAUGCUCUGAUAUAUAAACUCCGUGCAGAUGUCCGUGGGAAACUGGGUCGGAAUGAAGACGCUAUAUCAGAUUACAAAAAGGCAAUAGAUGUCCAAAAUGCUAUUAGAAACAGAUGAUUGCAUUUUCCUGGAAGAAUCAGCAAUUACAUAAAAACAAAAAAAUUAAUUUAACAGAAAGCUGAAAAAGAAUGACCAUGAAAACUACUUGUAAAUAGGAACCUCAUAUAUCUACAUGAAAGCUUUAUAACUGAUUAAAUCCACUUGUGAUUCAAUCUUUUAAAAGUAGGAUUUAAUAUAGCACAUAGACGGAAGCUAUCACACAACUUCUAUUUUAUAAUCACACCUAACAAGAUAAAUGCAGAUUGUGUGUCAGUUGAAGCACUUUGAUAUAAGGUGUCUACAAAAAUAUUUUUUUCUCUGUGACCAGGAAUAUUUUCUAUUGAUCAGAAAAAGAUUCCGUCUAGUUUAGGAAGCUCAUUAUCCUAAUAAACUUGUUUUAUUUUACAUUUGACUUUCGAAAUAACUUUAAUUUUCAACACUGGUGGGGUAGCCUGAGAAAAGGUUGCAAAAAUGUUGUUUAACAAUGAUCCAAUUUUGAAAUAAAAGAUUUGAAUUCUUUAACACAA